AUGAUGAUUGCGGAGGAAAACCCCAUCGAUUACGGAGAACAGGCCAACACCGAUGCCGUCCAACUGAGAGUAUAUAACCUCGUGUUACCCAUCGGUACUAUAAUGGAUGCGGCAGAGAAACGGUACAAAAAACAGGGCCUGACUGUACCCAUCAAAUUGUAUGAUGACGUUAAGGAGUUUGCGAUGACAACUAUUCCCUGGAUUUUUGAACAGUUCAAAGCCGUAACCAAUGAGAGUGUUAGAGAGCGAGUGACCGCACAAUUUGUCGGUGAAGUUCACGGAUUUAAUUACCUGAGCAAACGGUUGGACAAAAUCCGUUUGAGCACACCGUUGAAUAUUACAGGGUCGUCCGAGAACCUGCUUGGUAGAAUUAAAGCGCUGGAAGGUUUUAUGCAUUUUUCAUUGGACGAUGAGAUUGCAAAUGCUAGUCAUCCCGUUUGGACAGCAUUUCAUUCCAGGAUAAAGGAAUUUAUGACUGCUGAAUUCCCGAAAUUGUACAAGGCCAUUGAUAAAAUACCAUUUGAAGAGGCUAAACAGGCCAACCUUCAAGUCCUGAUCCAGGAUCUCUCACACGCCGUGAUCCCACCUUUAUAA
Messenger RNA from Medioppia subpectinata, 594 nucleotides. Lineage: Eukaryota; Metazoa; Arthropoda; Arachnida; Sarcoptiformes; Oppiidae. The record is from the annotation of a GenBank genome assembly.